Molecule: messenger RNA, 1428 nt
Organism: Talaromyces proteolyticus
Lineage: Eukaryota; Fungi; Ascomycota; Eurotiomycetes; Eurotiales; Trichocomaceae
Product: F-box domain protein
Exons: 2
Coding region: 1-1428 (475 amino acids)
Molecular function (GO): protein binding
Source: RefSeq, a predicted model, not a curated record
AUGGCUGAUGCACCCUCAUCAGGUAGCGUUGCGUGCCUCACAGUACUACCCGAUGAGCUUAAACAGCACAUAUUUUCAUACCUUUCAGCUGUGGAUAUUGCUGCCGUCUCACAAACUUGUCGAGUUUUGUACCAACAAGCCCAGGAAGAGAAGCUAUGGCAAGAGCUUAUUAAUGAUCAUCUCCCAAAGAGACUUGAGAAACCGGGCAUGUUUGAGUCUUUCCAACGUCUCUAUUCCGCCCAUCAUCCGUACUGGUUUUUGCCGAAAAAUAAGAUUUGGUUCUCCGAUUUCGAAUACACGGGCCAGCUUAUUAUUGCUCGCUACGACCACCGCAGGGGUGUCAUCGAGGCUUUUCGGCUGGUGGCGGGGAUAAAAGAAGAGACAUUUUCACAAUGGUCGGCUAACCCAGAGGUCAUUAUACAGUCCUUUAACCCUCAGGUGAGACUCUGGAUGGAUGAUCCGGUUAUUGAGAUGAGAAACGCCGCCUGCCUGCCCCCAAGAGAUCGACAAUACUCUCGCGACUAUUUCAAGAUGUCUAAGACAGUACAAGGGUCAGGUCCUUGCAGCUCGUUUGUAUUGUGCCGUGGAAACGUUGGCAAGCGUCCACCGAUUCGUAACGAUUUUCUCUGGCCUCCUGUUACUAUUCCUAGUGAAAAGUCGUUGCGGCGAAGUCACGAGAUGCUUAAAAAUGAAAAAUCUGGCAUGUUCCUUAACUCUAUAAGCGAGUCUGAAAAUCCCACCGCGAUCUCAGACACUAGUUUUUAUAUCCGCAAGUGGCUUCACUUUGGACUUAGCCAGCCAAUGAUUCCGAGUGACCCCGGAGACCAAUUGUCGACUUAUGCAACUCUUAGUCCCGAGCUCUACGCGCCAACGAAAGAGAAGCCUUUCCAGGGAAUUUGGGUUGGGGAUUAUAAUUUUCACGGAUGUGAAUUCCUCCUAUUUCUACAGAGAGAUGCUGGCUCGAUCGCACCACUGGGUCACGCUGAUAGAAGUCAGUUUGUCUUCUCCAAUGGUGUGCCUGGUAUACAUACUGCUGGAUUGCAUAAUGAGCAUGAGUUUGAGCGAGCUAGCUUACCGAACUCUGCACCUAGCAAUGACGCCGAAGAACAUAAUGGAAUGGUGUUCCGCGGGCGUCUUGAAGGAAUCAAGCUCACUGGUGACCCGAACAUUCCUCGUGGCGAAAUUUCCUUUGUCGCAGAGGAUAUUGGGCCAAGUGGAACCAUUGGUAUUGCGGAAGAUGACGAAUUCAGGGGCGCUCGCGUCGUUCGUAGCAAGGGUCACAUUGCCUUCCAGCAAUAUACAGAUGAUCGGUGGGUUGAGACAGAAUUGUUUCUCAUAUCUCCAGACUGUGUGGCUCAGUAUUGGAAGCCUAUGCGCCAUGUAUCUUUCUUCCGCAGAGUCAACAUCGAUCAAUACACCAAUAUCUGA